This is a messenger RNA of Rhizopus microsporus ATCC 52813, 1221 nucleotides long. RefSeq lists its product as uncharacterized. Gene Ontology annotation, biological process: glucosylceramide biosynthetic process. The coding region runs from base 1 to 1221 and encodes 406 amino acids. Gene Ontology annotation, molecular function: ceramide glucosyltransferase activity. Gene Ontology annotation, cellular component: membrane. The record is from RefSeq and is a predicted model, not a curated record. The transcript is spliced from 3 exons. Lineage: Eukaryota; Fungi; Mucoromycota; Mucoromycetes; Mucorales; Rhizopodaceae.
AUGUCACUUUUAGUUACCAUACUUCAUCAUGUACUUUUCGCUUGGUACUCCUUUAUUGUUAUCCUUAGUUUAUAUGGACAAUAUAUUACCCAAUCAAGAUAUCGACAUAAACCUCGACCUGUCUCAUCCAAGCUGAGCCACGACGAAGCUCAGGGCGUAACAAUCAUUCGACCGUUGAAAGGCAUCGAUUUAGAUUUAGAGACUAACCUACGAUCAUCCUUUACCCAAAACUACCCUAAAUUCGAGCUAUUAUUUUCAGUUGCAUCUCCACAUGACCCAGCGAUAUCAGUUGUUCAUCAAUUGAUGUGUGAAUAUCCCUCUGUAGAUUGUCGAUUGAUCGUAGGUGAUCGUCAAGUAGGUAUUAAUCCUAAAAUCAAUAAUAUGGUUCGAUCGUACGAAGAGGCAAAGUAUGAUAUUCUCUGGAUUCUUGAUUCAAAUGUCUAUGUUGAUAAAGACACACUUGGACGCUCUGUGGAUGAACUAUCCCGUCCUGGCAUUGGCCUUGUUCAUCAUUUACCAUUGGCUGUGCAACCCAAGAAUUACGCGGCCGAGAUUGAACAUCUCUUUCUAGACACGAACCAUGCCAAGAUGUAUCUGGCUAUCAACGGCGUAGGUAUUGCAUCAUGCGUUAUGGGUAAAUCAAACUUGUACAGACGCUCAGAUCUUGAGAAGGCAGGAGGGUUAGUCAAGUUUGGCAAAUACAUGGCUGAGGAUAACGUCAUUGGAGAAGCCUUGUGGCACCAAGGCUUACGACACAGCAUGAGUGCAGACGCUGCUUGCCAAGCUCUUGGGGAACUUUCACUCAAGGGAUACUCUCGUCGCCGAGCACGAUGGGUACGUCUUCGAAAAUAUAUUGUGACCGCAGCUACCUUGGUUGAACCGAUCACGGAAUCUAUUCUCUGUGGUCUCCUCGGCGCCUUUAGUUCCCGUGCUCUCUUUGGCACUUCUAUUGUCACAUUCUUUGGAAUUCACUGGCUGCUCUGGUUUAUAAACGAUUAUGUACUUUAUGUUACACUUGUCGAGCAUGCAGUCGCGAACGAACGUCUUGCUAUACCUCGGUUUCUACGAGCAUGGCUAUCACGAGAAAUACUGGCGCUUCCUCUUUACCUUUAUGCCAUGGCUGGGACUCGAAUAUCCUGGCGCGACCAAGAGUAUAAAUGCAUGCCAGAUGGAAGUGCAGUACCUAUUCAUAAUAAUAAUACAAAAGUCCCUUUAAAAUAA